This is a messenger RNA of Scomber scombrus (Atlantic mackerel), 2254 nucleotides long. It is a transcript of the gene macrod2, whose product is annotated as mono-ADP ribosylhydrolase 2. The transcript has 18 exons. Gene Ontology annotation, cellular component: nucleoplasm. NCBI's taxonomy places the organism in Eukaryota, Metazoa, Chordata, Actinopteri, Scombriformes, Scombridae. The coding region runs from base 169 to 1401 and encodes 410 amino acids. Gene Ontology annotation, molecular function: ADP-ribosylglutamate-[protein] hydrolase activity. Gene Ontology annotation, biological process: DNA damage response; peptidyl-glutamate ADP-deribosylation; purine nucleoside metabolic process. The record is from RefSeq and is a predicted model, not a curated record.
UCUGAGGUCCAUAGAAAUUUGACAGCUUCACAGGUGAGACAACCGUCCAGAGGCUGUUUCACUUUUACAUUUCAGUUUAUUUUUUCCCCCCCCGGAACACAAUUCACUGUGAGCCUGGGGUUGCCACAGUCAAAAAACAACCACUCGAAGUGUAAUCAUUCCGGCAGCAUGAGCAAAAAGAAAAAGGACUGGAAGAUUGAAAGAGAGAGACUGCUCCGUCUAGAUCGGGAGGAGAGACGCAAGGAGUAUCGUCGUCAAGAGUUUGUAUGUCUGGACAAGAUUCUUUCCUGGAGAGAGGAGAAUAAGCCCAAUGACCAAGAGGAAGGGACGGAGUUGACAGGUGGAGGAGGUCUAAGUGAUAAAGUGUCUCUCUACAAAGGAGACAUCACCGUCUUGGAGUUGGAUGCCAUAGUCAAUGCUGCAAACUCAAGUCUUCUGGGAGGAGGGGGAGUCGAUGGCUGCAUACACAAAGCGGCAGGGUCCUGUCUGUAUGAUGAGUGCAACUCACUAAAUGGCUGUGAAACCGGCAAAGCCAAGAUCACCUGCGGCUAUGAUCUCCCUGCAAGAUAUGUGAUCCACACCGUGGGACCAGUGGCCAGAGGUCAUGUGGGCCCAACUGAGACCAAUGACCUCACCUCCUGCUAUCAGAACUCCCUCAGGCUGAUGAAGGAGCAUGGCUUGAGCAGUGUGGCCUUCCCAUGUAUAUCCACAGGAAUCUACGGUUUUCCCAAUGAGCCUGCAGCUGACAUCGCUCUGAACACAGUAAAGAACUGGAUCGAAGAGAAUCCUGAUAAGAUCACACGGGUCAUUUUCUGCGUCUUCCUUGAGACUGACUUUGCCAUCUACAAGAAGAAAAUGUCUGUCAUUUUCCAAGACAAUGACACGGAAGGUACAGAGGAGCAGGAGAAGGGAGAUGACACACCACCAUCCACGAAAUCCACAACCCAGGAAGAGAGUGAAGACAGCAACAGAGGUAAAGAGGAAACCGGUGAUGAAGAGGAGGGUGACAAUGAUCCUGUGGAAAACCAAGACGUGGAGAUGGAGAGUCAAAUCCAAGAAGAGGAUUCUGGCCACGAGGAGCCAAAUCAAGAAAAGGAUAAAGAUGGGAAUGAAAACCCAGACAAAGAUGAAGAUGUAGGUAUUGACGACAACAAAGAUGAAGACCAAGGCAUCGACAAGGAUAAUGAUGAAGAAAAAGCAAAGGAAGAGCAGCCUGCUGCAAAGACAGAGGAGGAUGACACAGGAAUGUCCACUGUGGAGAUGGAAGAUGUCUCUGGGAACAACGAAACUGGCACCAGCAAUGGAGAGGAGAUAAAAGAUCAUGUCGAGAUCUCAGAGGAACCUGACUCAGUUUUAACUGACAGCAUUCAGUCCAAAGACACUGUUGAAAAGAAAGAAUGACCGGCUGAGGGAAGGACAAUCAACCUCAUCUGACAGCCAGCAAACUGUGCGAAGGCCGACUACACUGGUGUCAGACUGUCCCAUGGCAGUAUGGGCUCUGACACUGGCCCAGGACAACCAGUAUCUCACAAGAUGCUCACAUUCCCAACUUUAUUUAGCCUUUUCCCAAUUUGUUAAAGAAACUCCCUCAUUCCUGAAUUAUGUAUGUAUGUAUAUGUAUGUAUGUACAAAACCUUACUAUAGGACUUGAACAUAUCAACCAGAAAAGAUGAGCCAUACCUCACUGUGUGUUAGAGUCAUACAUCAUUUUUCCAGCUGCGUGCGAUGAGAUAAACCAGGUUCAAGUCUCUUUUAUUUAAUCUGUACCCACUGUGAGAGCAUGGCGACACUGUCAGAGGACAACCGCCACAGCUCCUGCAUUUUGACACUGCAGGCUUGGUGAUGCUUAACAUCAACCAUCCUUUUGUUCUUACUACUCAACUAACGCCGCCACAGUCAUGAUGACAUUCAACAGCAGAUCAUCUUGACAACACACCCUGUUUUUCGUAAAGCCUCUUCGGAGUGCAACACACUGACACCUGCCAUGUCUCUUCACACACUACUGCAGCUCCAGCUCCCUUGUUUUAGUCAAAUCAGUCAAUACCUUGAUUCAGACCAAGGUCUCUGAGGCGGUGUUACCACUCCCAGGCCUUUCAUCUAUGAACAUCACUGAUCGUGUCUGAUCUCAGCCGUUGCUGUAACUGCAGCUUAACUCGUUUUACCAGGAAACUGUUCAUCAACGCCCACGCACACUAAAGAGGAUGUGAGUGUCUUUUAACAAAUCGAUUAGUUAUCCCCCCCCCCCCUUCACCCC